AUGGAACACGGUAAGAUGGAUGAUGAAGUGGCGACGAAUGUUUGGAGGACGAAGAGCGGGGACAGAGAUUCCGUGCUCCAACGUGAGCUGCGUUACGAGAAGUGGAAGAUGGCUGUCGAACGGUCGCUGGGUUGGGAAUCCCCGAAACUGAGGAAAAAGAUAAUGCCAGGUAUUGAUGCUGAUCCUGCCUUGCGCGUUGCGUGCUGAAAAGUGAAAAAAAGAAACACUGGUCUUGUUUUUCUGUCCGUAUAUCCAUCGGUUCAUCUGUGCAUGCGGAUUAUUUUCCCCCUUACGGUGCUGUUUCGGGUUUUGAUUUGUUGCCGCAGUCGGUUGGGACAGGAAGCCGAAGACCAAUGCGUAGUCAUUCUUGAGUGCAAUUGGAACAUCGUGGCUGGUUAUGGUGUUGUGCAUCCUCAGUUAUCCCGGUUUUGUUCGACGUUAGUCGUUCGUUUCGGUUGCUUAGGAAAUUAUGUAGGUGCAAUAUUGUGUUGAUUCUCACCGUGUUCAUGAUUUGUAGAACAUUUGCUUAACCUGCUUUGGCUGCUGGGAGUCUUUCCGAUGCGAGUCGCUUGUCGAUAGAUAAGUUUCGUGCUCUUCAGAUUCCAGGUAUAACCUCUUGGCUUCGAUUCCGGGAACCAUGUUUCUCAUGACGACGGUCGGGCUUCUGAUCCUUGGGGAAAAGACCAAGAAUAUGCAGAACUGAUUUUCUCUUUCUGCAACUUUAUCGUUCCUUGAGUGCAAUACAUGGAUCGUUAUUUCUGUGGUGCUUGAAAGAAAAUUGAGGUUACAUGGAGCAUUUUCAUGGAAUAAAUUUUGCUCUGUGUGGGCUUCCAUGAUUUCACUCAUUAUUCCGGCGAUGAGGAAAGUGAUUGGUUUUUGAUGUGGUUCUGGGCGAUAGACAGAAUAUACACUGGUACUUUU
Molecule: messenger RNA, 921 nt
Organism: Notodromas monacha
Lineage: Eukaryota; Metazoa; Arthropoda; Ostracoda; Podocopida; Cyprididae
Source: the annotation of a GenBank genome assembly